Messenger RNA from Prorocentrum cordatum, 1146 nucleotides. NCBI's taxonomy places the organism in Eukaryota, Dinophyceae, Prorocentrales, Prorocentraceae. The record is from the annotation of a GenBank genome assembly.
CUGAUAUCUGACGUGCAGGAAUCGGGCUAAGAUGUGGUUGCCAGGAGGCAGUGCGAUUAGGGCGGCCUUCUCAGAAGGCAGUGGUCUUCCUCAGACUGAAGCGCCGAUUCAUGAUGGGGAAGACCUCUGCGAGGGACCGAUGCGGGAUCGGUCGGUCCCUUCCCAAGGGCUUCACAACAGCUGCCUCAGAAGGUAGGGCGGCCUCCGAGAGGCGAGAUGCCAUGCCGGAAGGCCGUUCCACACGCUUCUCGCCCCCACCCCCUUCCUCCUGCGCGCCGCUGGGGAGGAGACGUGGCGUGGAGGUGGUGGAGCAACAGAUUUGGCUCUGAAUGGGCUCGUCGUCGCGGGGUGUUCCAUCCGGGCCCCAGCGGGUCAGAUGUCGGGUCGCGUCCGUCACCCGUGCUGCGGCGGUCUGGCGGGCCUUCGGAAGUUGGCGGAGGCCACCCAAAGUUUUGGAAGCUCCAAACCAAUGCAGCGACCACAAUGGUGAGCCAGUGGGGAGUUGGGGUGACCGCACUGUUUUGGGACUUGGUCCCAGGAGAGGGCAAGCAAUGUUAAGCAACAUGGAUCCUCGAGCCUCAUUCUUCACCCUUGACUCUGGCGACUCACAUAUGUUACCGUGCCCAUACAUGUUUGUUCGUGGCUGUUGCCUCGAGGUAAUGAGCUCGGCGGCUCAAUUCAGGCGCGCAGCACUAUCUGUCCGCCUACUGGAUCAACAGGUGUCCAUCCUCACUGGUUUGAUUUCCCAGCCGUGCAGCACACUGAGACCAGCCGAGAGGAGCUGCACAGGAGUAUGUUCCCCCCGCUCCCUCCCAGCUCGUUCCGCAGGCUCCAGGACCGCCACCUCCAGCAGCGCCUCCGCGGGCGGCGGCGGGGAGCUGCUCGCCACCUCCGGGGACUGCGUCCGCAUCUGGAGCUCCAGCGGCGAGCUGCGGCGGCUGCUGCGGCACGAGGCGAACCCCAGAGGCGUUUGCUGCCCCAUCACCGCCAUCGACGUCGACCCCGAGGCGGGGGCGGCUCCUGUGCUCGCGUCGUGCGACGUCUACGGUACCUGCGCGCUGUGGGACCUGGAGACGGGGGCGCCGCGGCAGCGGCCCGUCGACCUCGGGCAAGCGCUGCUCGACGUCGCCUUCGGCCCCAACGGGC